Messenger RNA from Pichia membranifaciens NRRL Y-2026, 1002 nucleotides. RefSeq lists its product as hypothetical. Lineage: Eukaryota; Fungi; Ascomycota; Pichiomycetes; Pichiales; Pichiaceae. The transcript has 2 exons. The coding region runs from base 1 to 1002 and encodes 333 amino acids. The record is from RefSeq and is a predicted model, not a curated record.
AUGUCGUCGUUCGAUCCUAAUCUCUUGCCAUACUUCAACCCGAGUGUGGAGCGUCGGGUGUGUCUCAUCACAGGAGGAAACAGCGGGUUGGGCUACUACACGGUAUUGCACCUCUACUUGCAUGGGUACGUGGUGUAUCUUGCCGGGCGCAGCCAGCAGCGUGUGCAGAACGCCAUUGAGUUGCUCAAGAAGGAGGCGGCGGCCCGUCGGACGAAGUACACACACGCACAGCUGGGGAAGCGGUUUCUGGGCAGUUUGCACCUUUUGCAGAUCGACCUCUUGUCGCUAGACUCUGUCGAGCAGGCGGCGAAGGAGUUCAGGCAGAAGGAAAAGUGCUUGCACCUUCUUGUGCUCAACGCAGGGAUCAUGGCGGUGCCGUAUGGCACUACGGUGGACCGGUUCGAGGUGCAGCUCCAGACGAGCUACGUGUCCCACUUUCUCUUGACGGACCGGUUGCUCGGGCUGAUGACCUCUGUGGAGAGCGACGAGCAAGACCCCCGGAUCAUCUUCGUCUCCUCGGUCGGCCACUGGUUUGCGCCGUUCCACUUCUCCCUCGACUACCAGUUCGACUACUUCCCAAACAUCAUCUUCACCUUGUUUCGCUACGGCAUGGCCAAGUGCGCCGGGAUCCACUUCGUCAAGAGCCUGGCCCGCCGCCACCCCUCCGUGCUCGCCGUCGCCGUGCACCCGGGCAUCGUCUUGAACACCAACCUCUUCAGCCACUUGACCCACCUCCCGCUCAUCGGCACGCUCUUCUGGGUCUUCUUCCAGAUCUUCGACUGGCUUCUCGGCGUGAGCAACGAGGAGGGCUCCUACGCGUCCGUGCGCUGCGCCUUGAGCGACGGCGUCGACCGCCCGGCCGACAACGGCAAGUACUACACCACCUUCGGCCUCGAGAUGACCCCGAGCCCCGUCGCCAACAACACCGUCUACGCCGACGAGACCUGGGCCUGGACUGUUCGCCAGCUUGAUGACCGCGGACACACCAUCGAGACCCUCUGA